AUGGAGGUCUUCCCAGAGGAGGUGGCUUUGAAGAAUGGCUCUGCAGAUUGGGGGGAAUUUGGAAUUGGAUAUGCAGAGAAGGUUUCCUCCGUGCGGUCCUGCCUGCAGGGCGCAGAGCAACCGGUCCAGUGUUGGUGGGGAAAAGCCGGAGGAGAGAGCACUGAUGCCUCCGGGCUUUUAGGCUUCAGCCCGGAGCCCACGAUCGAGGACAUCCGCCGCCUCCAUGCUGAGUUUGCUGCUGAAAGAGACUGGGACCAGUUCCACAAGCCUCGGAACCUCCUCCUGGCCUUGGUGGGGGAAGUGGGGGAGUUGGCAGAGCUCUUUCAGUGGAAGCCUGAUGAGGAGCCUGGCCCCCAAACCUGGCCCCCCAAGGAACGGGCAGCCCUUCAGGAGGAGCUCAGCGAUGUCCUCAUCUACCUGGUAGCAUUAGCAGCCUGCUGCCGUGUGGACCUGCCCCAAGCAGUGCUCUCCAAGAUGGACACAAACCGGCGACGCUACCCAGCACAUCUGUCCCGUGGCUCCUCCCGCAAAUACACGGACUUGCCCUAUGGGGCCACCUCUGAAGACCAGACCGUGGGGACUACAGACCUUGCCUGUGAAUCCACACGCCAGGAGGCCUCAGCCUAGAACCGUGGACCCACCACCUGCAACUCAGCAUGGCAUCUGAGGAACAGGUGGUUGCCUGGCCAUGGAACCUCAUUCUAGCCCUUUCUUUCCAGCUCACUGGCCUGGCAGCCCAACGUCUGAGGUCUGAGGCUCAAGAACCUCUGGAAGACAGCUUCUUGGUACUCCUCUCUCAAUAAAAGUUUUGUCUAGCAA
Messenger RNA from Phyllostomus hastatus (greater spear-nosed bat), 819 nucleotides. Its product is annotated as dCTP pyrophosphatase 1-like. Gene Ontology annotation, biological process: nucleoside triphosphate catabolic process. Gene Ontology annotation, molecular function: nucleoside triphosphate diphosphatase activity. The coding region runs from base 1 to 627 and encodes 208 amino acids. The transcript is spliced from 4 exons. Lineage: Eukaryota; Metazoa; Chordata; Mammalia; Chiroptera; Phyllostomidae. The record is from RefSeq and is a predicted model, not a curated record.